Molecule: messenger RNA, 2095 nt
Organism: Humulus lupulus (European hop)
Lineage: Eukaryota; Viridiplantae; Streptophyta; Magnoliopsida; Rosales; Cannabaceae
Product: myrcene synthase, chloroplastic-like
Exons: 7
Coding region: 65-1888 (607 amino acids)
Biological process (GO): diterpenoid biosynthetic process
Molecular function (GO): magnesium ion binding; terpene synthase activity
Source: RefSeq, a predicted model, not a curated record
ACACAAGUUCUCAUCCCCAAAAAAAGUGUAGUCUUUUUAAUUAGACCUAAAAAGAAGAAAAAAAAUGCAGUUCUUGGCGGUUCACCAAUUUUCUCCAUCAUCAGUCUCUAUUUGCAGUAGUAAUUUUAGUAGUCGACUUAGACCAAAAAAAUCUAAUAGUACUAUUAUUACUACUACUGCAAGAGCAAGGGCAAUAUCAAGAUCAAGUGCUUGCUACCCCACCCAAUGUACUGUGGUCAAUAGGACUGGUUCUAAUCCUAUUGAUCGAAGAUCAGCCAACUAUGAACCUUCCAUUUGGUCUUUUGAUUAUAUUCAGUCUCUUACAAGCCAAUAUAAGGGCGAGCCCUAUACAAGUCGAGUGAAUAAGCUCGAGGGAGAUGUGAAAAGGAUGCUUGUUGAGAUGGAAAACUCUUUAGCUCAACUUGAGCUCAUUGAUACAUUGCAAAGACUUGGAUUAUCUUACCGUCUUGAGGAUGAAAUAAAAACUAUUUUGGAGAAAAAAAUUCCCUAUAAUAUGAAUAACCCUAAUUAUAAUUUAUAUGCCAUUGCUCUUGAAUUUAGGCUCCUACGCCAACAUGGCUAUGCAGUACCUCAAGAAAUUUUUAAUAUUUUUAAGGACGAGACAGGUAAAUUCAAAGCAAGCAUAAGUGAUGAUAUUAUGGGAGUAUUGGCCUUGUACGAAGCUUCAUUCUAUGAGAAAAAAGGUGAACCUAUUUUGGAGGAAGCUAGGGUUUUCUCAACCGAAUGUCUCAAAAACUACUUGAUGAAUAAUAAUGAUCAUGAUUAUAAUUAUAAUUAUAAUAUCCAAGUUAUGAGUCAUGCCUUGGAGCUUCCACUUCAUUGGAGGACCACAAGAACAGAAGCCAAGUGGUUCAUCCAUGUAUAUGAAAAAAAACAAGACAUGAAUUCCACUUUGCUUGAGUUUGCCAAACUAGAUUUCAACAUGAUACAAUCCACACAUCAUGAGGAACUUAAACAUAUAUUCAGGUGGUGGAAGCAUACUAAACUCGGAGAGAAAUUGAAUUUCGCAAGAGAUAGAUUGAUGGAGUGUUUCUUAUGGAAGGUUGGAGUAAGAUUUGAGCCAAAAUUCAGUUAUUUUAGAACAAUAACUGCCAAAUUAUAUGAGCUAAUAACAUUAAUUGACGAUAUAUAUGAUGUUUAUGGAACAUUGGAGGAGUUAGAGCUUUUCACUAAUGCUGUUGAGAGAUGGGAUGUGAAAAUGAUAAAUGAGUUACCUGAUUAUAUGAAGAUGCCUUUCCUUGUUUUACACAAUACCAUAAAUGAAAUGGUAUUUGAGGUAUUAAGAGACCAAGAUAUCGCCAUCAACAUUGAAUACCUCAAGAAAACGUGGGUAGACAUGUGUAGAAGUUUUCUUCAAGAAGCAAAAUGGUACUAUAGUGGAUACACACCAACACUGCAAGAAUAUAUUGAUAAUGCUUGGAAAUCAGUAGGAGGACCGGUUCUUAUUGUUCAUGCUUAUUUCUCUCAUCCAAAUCACACUAUAACCAAUGAGGUCUUGGAAUGCUUGGAAGAAGGUUAUCCCCCCAUAGUUCGUCAGUCAGCCAUAAUUUUACGACUUGCAAAUGAUCUAGCAACAUCAUCUGAGGAAAUCAAAAGAGGCGACGCCCCUAAAUCAAUUCAAUGUUACAUGCAAGAAACUAAUGUAUCUGAAGAAGAAGCUCGUCAGCAUAUAAAGUUUUUGAUAAGUGAAACAUGGAAAGAGAUGAAUAAUCCAGAAGGAUUAUGUGCAAGCUCAUCAAUGAUUGAAGAUGCCAGAAACUUUGCUAGGAUGGGACUAUUUAUGUAUCAACAUGGUGAUGGACACAGUUCUCAGGAUAACCGAUCAAAAGAACGAAUUUCAGAGUUGAUUAUUAAACCUAUCCCCUAAUAAGUAAAAGUAAUUAAUGAUCAUUAUAUAUAUAAUUUCAUGAAUCUAAUAUAUAAAGUAAUUCCACUAUGUGUAUGCAUAUGUCAUUUUAUCUACAAUCGUGAUAAUGGACUUGCUACUGUUCUAAAAUAAAGAAAAUAAAGCAAGAAUUGUAACAAUAAAGAUAUAAAGAGUGAUAUGAAAGUAUACAUUCUACUUUUCUUUAAA